AUGGAAAAAUAUUUGACUCAUCGAGGAAUGGAUGUGUGGUUGGUUGACCCCAAGGGCCAAAUCAUUCCUCACACCAGUGACUCAGUGAAAGACAACACAAUCUCAGCUACCGUUAGUAUCAAACGCGGAGCACUUUAUACCAUCAACUGGAAGUGUAGCCCGAACUCCCCUCCCCUUUCAGCUUUUUGGGAGGCAUUUGUCUCCUCCACACCCCGAAGUGGUCGUAACAAGGACGACAAUCAGUUUCCCGAAGGCGUAGCCAUUGCUAGUCAUUUUAUAGACCAGCGGGAUCCAAGAUCUCAGGCCCUUAGCUCGACUAAAAGUCGACUUUUUCCUCCGUACAAACGCAAUGGACAUCUCGAAGCUCCCCGUUCUGUUUUAGAGGAUGCACGUCUUGGUUUCGUCAGACUGGAACUCCGACGAACACAAGGGGUCAUUGCCUUCUCGGAAAACCCAGUCCCCGGUCAACCUGGAGAUCACGACUGCACUAUUGAAGCUGACGUAGUGGAUGAUAAAAACGAAGGGAAAGCCCCAUAUAUUGUAUUUCAAUUCAACUUCAUAGAUGCAUCAGCAGCGCCUUCGACACCCGCCAAACGGAUACAAGCCGCCGAGCCAUCCGCUUCAAGUCCCAAGCUUGCCUCCGCGAAACGGCGAAGGGUUGAGUCACCUAGCGCAAAAUCUCGCCAGACGUCAAAUACAGGUAAUGUUCUACUUCCACCCAAAUUGAAGCAAAUAAAAUCAAACUCUUCUUCAAGGAAUAAUAGACUUGGAAGCCCAGUUGACGCGGCCAGUACGGCCACCUGCGCCGGAGUCUUCUUCCAAGAAAACUGCUACCACAUCGUUUACAGAAAUAAUCGACUUGGAAGCCGCCUUGACGCGGCCGGUACCGCCAUCUGGACCGGAGUCUUCUUCCAAUCAUACAAGAUCAAAUCCCUCUUCCGACUCUUCAGAUGUGGCACCACUUCCGUCUCUAGCACAGUUACGACGAAAGUUAGAAGAGAAAUCGGCGGAACUAAAGGCACUGGAAAAAGAAAUCGCAGAGCGGGAGGCCUUACAGAAGGAGGUUGCAUUGAAGGAGGCCAAGAUUCGGUCCCUAAAGAGAAGACUUGGGACAGUCUGAUCAAGGUAUUCACCGUCAUCUGGCUCGAGUGUGGCGUGUACAACAUCCGAGUCUCAAAUUGA
Molecule: messenger RNA, 1182 nt
Organism: Laccaria bicolor S238N-H82
Lineage: Eukaryota; Fungi; Basidiomycota; Agaricomycetes; Agaricales; Hydnangiaceae
Exons: 6
Coding region: 1-1182 (393 amino acids)
Source: RefSeq, a predicted model, not a curated record